AUGACGGGAAUAGUCUGGGCUUUGUUGACUCUCUGCGUGUUCUCGGCAAGGUGCGGCUACUGCACCAAGCAAGAAAUUCACGACAUCUCGGAGAAGGAAUGCAGAGAGGGGAAGGUUUCGUUGCCGCUGCCGGCAGACCAGGACACGCUGGUUUUCAAAUGCGGCAACAAGUUCCCUAAACUCGAUCCUGUUGGAGGGGACACUGUCUACGAGGACGAGACCAAGAUAAAGGAGCAGGCGACUCAGCUGGGCGCGCUCCUGUCCGGUGCUACUCUUAAGCCUGACGCCAGCACGCAAACCAACACCCUUCAUGUUACGGAACGAAAACAGGAAAACGUCAAACUUGUCUACGUUUGUAAAAAAGGCGCAUCAAGUGCCGGAGCUCACUCGCUUUCUGAGCGAUUGCACGAGGUUGACGAGCGGGAGGGACUAUCUGGAUCGUCUCCCGACCAGUGUAUUGUGAUUAUCAACGUCGAUGGAAAACCCCAAACAGCCCAUCCUGACGUCAACCUUGAGAAGCCUCACCCAGAACACCAAAGCCAAGAAACACCGGCGCCAGACACAGUCUACACCUGCUCUCCGGGACAUGACGCAGAUAUUGUCGUCUCCAAGCCCAACGCUGACGUGAAGCUGAAGUGCGCGGAUUACCCCAAACUCACUCUGAAGCCUGCAGAAGAGCUGAAUGCGUUCAACGGCCAGGAUGGCAAAUGCGGCGAGGUGAAGCCUCUGGCUACGCUUGCGCCUGGGGUGAAGAGAACAACGCCGAGUGAGGACGGCACGUACACCCUGAGUGUUUCCAGUCUGCCGGCCGGUUCUGAGUCGAAGGCGUUUUGUUACCGUUGCGAGGCUGAGGCUGGGCUGUCUGGGAAGGAGGCUGGUCAGGCGUGUGAGUUCCGCAUUACGGUGAAGCCUGAUGGUGCAGAUGAGUCCGGCGUUAGUCGAGUGAACGGUUCGAGCGUCGGUUUCACCUCAGCUGCUGUUUUUGCUGUGGGAGUGUCUACUGGCUUCUACUGA
Messenger RNA from Besnoitia besnoiti, 1014 nucleotides. RefSeq lists its product as uncharacterized. The coding region runs from base 1 to 1014 and encodes 337 amino acids. The transcript has a single exon. The record is from RefSeq and is a predicted model, not a curated record. Lineage: Eukaryota; Apicomplexa; Conoidasida; Eucoccidiorida; Sarcocystidae. Gene Ontology annotation, cellular component: membrane.